AUGAUUUGUGUCCAAAAACUUAAUUUACUUCGUAGUUUAGCUAGAAAUAAAAGUGCAUCCCCUAAAAUGAAGAUAGACAAGAUGGCGCCAGUCAUACUGAGCUCUGAGGAAUUUGCUUCAGUCAAAGCUGCAGAAUUCUUAGGCAAAGGACAAGUUAUCGCAGUGCCAACUGACACAAUAUAUGGAUUGGCAUGUAGUGCCAACUGUCCGGAAGCUAUAAAAAAGUUGUAUGCAAUCAAAGGCAGAGAUUCUGCCAAGCCUGUGGCUAUUUGUGUGACAUAUGUGAAUGAUGUAAGAAAAUGGGGUGAAGCUGAUCACUUACCUGAUGAGCUACUACACAGCUUGCUCCCAGGACCAGUAACAGUGGUUUUAGAAAAGACAAAAUAUCUUGACAAUCCAUUUUUGAACCCUACUACAACUAAAAUUGGUAUUAGAAUUCCAAAUCACAAUUUCAUGAACAGAGUUACAAAGAGUUUUGAUAAGCCUGUUGCCUUGACGAGUGCAAACUUCAGUAAUGAGCAGUCUACUUUGUCUAUUAGAGAAUUUGAGCACCUAUUUGGUCAUUUGGGAGCUGUUUUUGAUGGAGGUGUGUUAAGUCAAGGACUGGAACAGAAUAGAACUGGAUCUACUGUAAUAGACUUGUCCCAAACUGGUGUCUAUAAUGUGAUUAGAAGGGGUAUUUCUUAUGACCGAGUAGUCAAGAUUGUAGAAAGUUUUGGUCUAAAAUGUAUGUCAUAAGCUAUUUAUGGAUCCUGUGAUAAUGUAAUUGUUGGAAUAAAUGUUUUUUUUUCCAUA
Molecule: messenger RNA, 795 nt
Organism: Spodoptera frugiperda (fall armyworm)
Lineage: Eukaryota; Metazoa; Arthropoda; Insecta; Lepidoptera; Noctuidae
Gene: Tcs1
Product: threonylcarbamoyl-AMP synthase
Exons: 1
Coding region: 1-738 (245 amino acids)
Biological process (GO): regulation of translational fidelity
Cellular component (GO): cytoplasm
Molecular function (GO): nucleotidyltransferase activity; double-stranded RNA binding; tRNA binding
Source: RefSeq, a predicted model, not a curated record